Molecule: messenger RNA, 9816 nt
Organism: Pseudophryne corroboree (corroboree frog)
Lineage: Eukaryota; Metazoa; Chordata; Amphibia; Anura; Myobatrachidae
Gene: PRX
Product: periaxin
Exons: 6
Coding region: 242-6817 (2191 amino acids)
Biological process (GO): regulation of RNA splicing
Cellular component (GO): cytoplasm; costamere; nucleus
Molecular function (GO): protein binding
Source: RefSeq, a predicted model, not a curated record
AGGGGAAGAGAGAUUGGAGUGCCAUGUGUCCCGAAAAGUGUCUAAAGCCCCUCCAGUAAAAGUAAAAGAGAAGUUCAGCCCCCUGAAGCAGAGGUCUCCCCCCGCCGGCCGCCCCCAUCUGUCCCCGGAGGAAAUCAAAGACGCAGAUCGAGCGGCACAGAAGGAAAAAUUACAUGCAGAGUUAAAGAAGGUUUUACUACAGAAAGGACAAAGAAACUUGGCAGAGCAAGAGGAACCCAAGAUGGAGACCACCAUCAACAUCACAGAGGAAAAGCUGAGAGCCUCAGAAAUGGUGGAGGUGAUAGUGGAAACCGAGGCACAGGCUGGAAUGACUGGUAUCAGCAUCUGUGGAGGAGGCAAAGAUGGACUCUUCAUCUCAGAUAUCCUCAAGGACUCCCCGGCUUCCAAAUCCUUGCCUCUGCUUGAAGGAGACCAGAUCAUCAGUGCCAGAGUUUACUUUGAAAACAUUAAAUAUGAAGAUGCGAUGAAAAUCCUCCAGUACGCAGAGCAAUAUAAAGUUGGUUACUGCCUCAAGAGGACCGUGCCAUCUAGUGAUGUCACAGUUACCCCUGGCACCGUGGAAGUGAAAAGUCCAAAGGCAAAGAUGCCAAAAAUGACUGUUAGAAGCCUGACACCAGUGAAGAAGAAAAAGAAGAAGAUGCCAAGUCAAGUCAAGGACUCAGAAGUUUCCAUGGAAGCUGUAAAAGGCUCUGAACUUUCUGCUGCCAGCAUGGACAUUCCGACAGUAGACGUUGAGUUUUCCUUCCCCAAAUUCUCCAAGUUAUUAAAGACCAUGGGUGGGGCAGAAACCUCCACUGACACUAAAAGUGCAGAAAUGUCUGCCAAAGAAACAACUGAGCAAAAAAGACCAAAGCUGAAAUUCCCGAGACUUCGGGUCAAAGAAGCUGCCGCAGGGGGAGUGUCUGCAGAUGUUCCCAAAAUGAAAACAGGAUCAGCGAAAGCUGGAGCUGAGGUUGAAGCGAAAUCCAAACUGUUUAAAGUGGAUGUCACAGUCCCCAAGCCACAAAUUGGUGUUUCUGUGCCAAAGGCUGGAAUGGACACCAAGGAAGAAAAAGCUUUCAAGGCCCCCCAAGUGGAACUCGAUAUACCGCUACCGACAGUAAAAGCUGAUGUGCCAGAGGUUGCUGGAGGUGUUAAAGUGCCUGGACUAAGCGCCUCAGUUAAAAUUCCAGAUGUUGAAAUUAAAAUGCCAUCGGCUGAUGUUGCAGUGGAAGCUCCAGGAGCUAAGCUCAGCAUGACCCAAAUAUCAAAGGUUGGAAUCUGCACACCUCAACUAAAAAAGGAGCUAGACCUUGCUGUUCAGAUUGAUGGUAUGCAAAAAACUGAACUCAAAUUGCCCUCAGUUGAAAUAGCAGCACCUAAAGUUGAUGUCGAUUUGAGUUUGCCAAAAGUCGAUGGCUCUGUUGAAGUGGAGACACCCGAGAUCACUGGGCAAGGCUUUCAGAUCAAACUGCCAAAAUUUAGUAUGUCCAGCAAAGCUUCAGAACCUGAUUUGGAAGUUACACCCCCACAAGUCAAAAAAGAUAUUAAGGGGAAAGUUUCUGAUGAUAAGUUUAAAAUGCCAUCUAUAAAAGCCCCACAAUUUGGCAUUUCCCUCCAUAAAGGAAAAUUGGAAGGAGAUAGUCCUGAUGGUCAACAGAGAAUUGACAUAAAAUUGCCAUCUCUUGACAUUUCUGCUCCCAAAGUGGAUUUUGACAUCAGUGUUCCCAAGUUUGAAUCAGGAGACAUUAUUGUUGAGUCUGUUCCAGAUGUGGCACUAAAGAUGCCCAAAAUAAGCCCUCCUAGGGCAGGUAUGAAAGUUAAAGAUGCAUAUGCUGGGAGUUACCUACAUGUUGAUGCAAAAGCAGAGAAAAUUGAAGCAGAGCGCUCUUUUGAAAUACCAGACAUGUCACUCAAAAUGCCCAAGAUAGGUCUUCCUAAAAUUGGUUUAAAGAGUGAUACUCAGGCAGUCCAGGCAGAAGUGGCAGCUGGGAAAAGGGAAGAUAAGGAGAUUAAAUUGAAAGGACCUAAACUCAAUUUGCCCACUUUUGGAAUAGGACUGUCCAAAGAUAAAUCAGAAAUGGUUGGUCAAGAAAGAGAGUAUUCAAAAGAAGUGGAAACAAAACUACAAUUUCCCUCAAUUAAAAUGCCAUCAGUAGAUAUUUCAUUGUCAAAAGUACAGGUCAGUGAACCAGAUAAACUGGAGGUCACAGUUCCUACAACAAAGGCAGAUAUUAAAGCACUGGAGUUGGAAGGUACAGCUAUGGGUGACUUGAAGUUUACAAUGCCUAAAGUUUCCUUACCUAAGCUUGAUGUGACAGCAAAACUUGGAACACCUGAGGUGUCUCUUCCAAAAAUUGGAGAUCUUACUGUAAAAGAUGAUAAAAUAAUUGUCCCUGAAUUGGAUAUUUCUGUUCCCAAGAUUAGACCUAUUGAAUUCGGUAUAACAUCACCAAAGCGUGACCUAAGUAUUUCAAUGGAAAAACCUAAGAUAGCAGUGAAACUGCCAAAAGUAGAGUCUGAUGCAAUAGCAUUUGAUGGGGAGACCGGAGAUUCAAAACUAGGUUUUUCUUCUAUUAAAAUGCCCUCUCUCGAGAUUGAUACUCCAAGCCUUGGCAUUGACCUAAACUUACCAAAAUUAAAAACUGAGGCUUCUGAGCCUAUUUUGGAAGAAGCAGACAUGAAAUUCCAGAUGCCAAAACUAAACCUCCCUAAACUGAGUGAUGUCACCAGAAAUAUGAAUGUUGAACUUGAUGUUCCAAAGAUCACAGGUGACAUUUCUAUACCACACAUUGCUGCAGAGAUGAAGGGGCCUGGAUUUAACAUCGAAGAUAAAGAGGUAAUGAUGAGUUUCCCAAAAGUUGAGAUUGGAGUAGGGAAAUCCACAAGCUUGGAAGCCAGAGGUGGUGUGAUUAAAGAAAAGGCUGAUGCCACACCACCUAAAGUGAAACUAGAAAAGCCAGAUUUAGAAGAUACAGAAGCCAGAAUAAAGUUGCCUUCAGUGACACUUCCUUCUGUUGCAAUAACUACACCAAAACUUCCUGAUGUGGACAUUGAUGCAAGCAUACCAAAAGCUACAGUUGAGUUGUCAAGUAAAGAGGAUCUGAGUGGGAGUGAUGUUAAAUGGAAAGCCCCAAAGUUUUCGCUUCGCAAACUUGGCAUUUCUGGACCCAAAGUCAAGAAAGGUGGAGAAGUGGAUGUAAAAGCAAUGCAUGCAGAGGGGGAUACAGAAAUUGCCAUCAAAGGACCAAAAAUGAAAAUGCCAAAAUUUGGAAUGAUGUUCCCAAAAUCAAAACAGGAUGUUGAAGGUGGAAUAGAUGUAAAAGCUAGCAAAGGGAAGGUGGAUGUUUCUGCUGGCCAAGUGGAUACAUCUUCUGAUGGAAAAGUUAGACUUCCAUCAGUUAAACUUCCCACUGUUGACAUUUCGGCUCCAAAGUUAGAGGUAGACAUUGCCGUGCCAAAGGCAGACACUUCUAGUACAGACAAACCACAUGAAAUCAACAUUGACAUUCCAGAUGUUAAGCUGAACAUUCCCAAAUUUUCUCUGCCAAAAUUUGGUAGGAGUAAAGGAAGUGAUGAAGAUGCAGAAAUGGAGAAAGGUAAAGUAGGAGGGAAAGUGUCUCCUUUUAAAUCGGUGAAGGCAGUUGAGGCAUCUCCUGGUGAAUUUGGUGCAAGCAGCAUUGACACCAAGGGGAAACGCAAGGAAUUAAAAAUGAAAAUGCCAGCAAUAAAGAUGCCUUCAUUUGGAAUAUCAAGAAAAGAGGCAGAUGUCUCUGAAGGAAAACUGGAGCUCAGUCUCCCUGAAGCUAAAACCAAAAAAAUAAAAACAGUUGCGCAAGAAGCGAAAGUGUUGCUAGACACCCAAGAGGGUGAUGGAAAUACAUCUUUCAUUAAAAUGCCUUCAUUCAAAAUGUCACCUCCAAAAAUAAAGGCACCAGAAGUUGACCUAACUGUAAAAGGCUUAAAAGAAGAUAUUCAGCUGCCCGAUAUCCAUGUGAAAGUCCCUGAGGUGGCAUUGCCUUCCCUUGGAAUAAAGAGUGAUCAGUCAGCAAAGCUCACCCUUUCAAAGCCAGAAGCAAAAACCUCAUUAGGUCUGGAGAGCUCAGAGGCUCAGUAUAGUGACAUAAUAAGGAUGCCAUCUUUGGAGAUCUCUGCACCAACCGAAGUGUCUUCAUUACAAUUUUCUGUCCCAUGUGUUAAAACAGACAUCAGUACCAUCUUACCAAAAGCUGAAGUAGAUGUUUCCGACAUCGAUAUCAAAACAUAUGAAGGGGAUUUAAAAAUACCCAAACUUUCAUCCCUCGCUGUUUCUGUCCCAGAUCUAGAAUUGGAUUUUGGUUUACCAAAAGCAAGUGUGGAGACAUCUUUAGAGCACGAAACUGCUCUUAGUUUGGAAAAAAAUGCUUCAAGCUUAAAGAUGCCAAAAGUAGAAUUGCCUAAGUUUGGGGAGUCAGAAGCUGCGAUGGACAUUGUUGGUGCUAAAUCUAAAGCUAUUGAGUCGGAGGUCAAAUUGAAAGGGUCUAAACUAAAAAUGCCACAUUUUGAUAUUUCACUACCCAAAGUUAAACUAGAUGAAGAGGACAUACCCUUCAUUGAAGGUGAGAUGAAAAUGCAUGGCUCAAGUACUGAAGCAAGUAUCACUGAAGCAAUGUUUAGUUUGCCAUCAGUGGAGCUGCCAAAAAUGUCCACUCCUAAAAUAAGCGCUCCAGAACUAGAACUUGAUAUUAGCCUAAACAAGGAUGAUGCAAAAGCUGAUUACACUAAGGCACCAAAAGCAGAAUUAAGUGGCCCUGAUGGUGACCAACAUGACCUAAAGUUCAAGAUGCCAAAAAUAAAGAUGCCUACAUUUGGUGGCCCCAGUACUGUUAUAGAUAAAGACACUGCCAAAGUAGAUGUUAAGUCUUCCAAAAUAGAAGAGGGUUCUGAUUCAGGUAUCAGAGGCUUCAGAAUAAAAAUGCCAAAGCUUCAAGUAGGAUCUCUUAAAAGAGAAGGAGGGGAGGACAUGGAGACAGAAGGUGACCACAAAAUGACUGUGAAAGGUGAUGUGAAGGUCUCUGAUCAUGAAGAGUCUGAAAAUGGGCGGACAUUUAAAUUCAAGAUGCCAUCCUUUGGAAUUUCAAGCAGGACUACAGACAUUACCACCGAGCCAUUGCAUCCAUCUGAGGAAGGUGCAGAUUUAAAGUUCAAAAUGCCAAAAAUCUCUUUGCCUGAUGUUGGGUUUUCAGGAGGUGAAGGUGAUGGACCGGGGACUUCCUUGGGAAGUGUACAAACCAAAGCAGAUGAGAAGACAAAAGGCACCAAAUCGUCAAGCAUUGAGGACUUAGAAAUAGACGUGGGGCUGAAAAUGCCAAAAAUCAAAGUACCAACAAUUGGACUACUAGGACGUAAGGGAGAUGAUGGCAUGGAAGUAUCUCUUGAUGAUGAUUCAGAGGGACAGAAGUUCAAGAUGCCAGAUGUGGAAAUAUCUACUCCAAAAAUCAAAGCACAUGAUGAAUAUGAAGUGGAAGGAACAAAAAUACAGCACAAACUAUCAAAGAAUGUGGAAGGAGGUGAUUCUACAAAGAAGGACAGUAAGAUCAAGGACGAACACAAACAACAUGGCACGACUGAAGACGAUGCUGAUAGAAAAUACAAAGUAAAAUUACCCAAGUUUGCAGUCAGUUUACCUAAAGCUAUGUCUGGGGAUGUUGAGCUUUCUGCUCCGAAAUUAAGGUCAGAGGCAAAAGAGAGCGAGAUAAAUAUGAAAACAUUAAGCUCUGAGCAUGAUACAGAUCAUGAGGGGAGGAAGAAAAAAAAUAUUUUCUCUCUAGGAAAAGUCAAGGACAAAAGUUUAGGUCUGUUAUCAUCUGAUGCAGACACAAGUUUGGAAACUGAAGGUCCAGAAGUGAAGGUUAAGAUACCAAAAAUAAAGAUGAAACCUUCUUUUGGUCGGUCCAGAGGUAAAGGUAAAGGGGGAGAAGUAAAUGGAGAAUUUGAAUCUUCACGAAGGACAGAAGGCAACACCGACAGGAGUCUUGAUGACACAGCUAAGUCUGGAAAAAUAAAGUUUCCCAGGUUAGGAUUUUCUUCCUCCAAAACAAACUCAGGAGAGAUAAAUGUAAAUGGAACCAGUUCCCCUGGCCAUUUAAAUGGAGAUAAGGAGAUAUCUAUUCAAAAUGGAUCACAGGAUGGUGCUGGGAAGGAUGGAAAACUAAAGUUUCCUAAAGUUGAAUUUUCUUCACCGUACAAAGGAAAAGAAGUAGACUCCGAAAUGAAUCUAAGGUUGGUUAAGACUGAAGAGCAAGAGACCAAAGAUGAAUCCAAUGAGAGCUCUUUUUCCUCCAAAUUUAAAUCUACUAAAAUCACUUUCUCUGGUUUCAAGAAAAAAGAGAAGGGUGAGGACCACCCAAUCAGCUCCUCUGCAAGAACCGAGAUGGCAACAGUGGAAAAUGUUGGAGAGGGAGACUCAAAGUCUGGGAAGGGUCGAAUUUCCCUUGGAUUCCUGUCAAGUAAGUCUAAGGGAGAAUACAGGGUAGACAAUAGUGGGAUACAGAGAGAAAUAGAGGGGGACAGCAGUAAAGACAAAGUAACAAAAUAUAAGAUACCCAAGUUAUCUCUGAGCACGAAGACAGAGGGAGAAACAACUACAGAGAUGCAAAAAAACGUAGACGAGAGCUCUCAAGCAGGUUUCCAAAUCAGCCUACCCCAAGUGGUUUAUACCACUCACCAUGAGGAACAAAUAAUAAAAGAGGAGGAGGACACCCUGGGUUUCUUGAAAGUUACGACGACAAAGCAAAUCAAGACAGAGACUGUAACAGAGAAGACACUGGCCAUAUAAGACAGGAACUGUUUUAGUCAAGGACUUGAUACGACAACUAGUCUGAAAAGUUGCAGGCCGCACGCUUCAAAAACAAUCUCUCCACUCUAAUCUCUCCUGCAUCUCUACUGAAUGACUCCCCUAGAGGUCAUCAUCAAGGUGACUAUGUUUUUGUUUGCGUAAAGCAGAUUAAUCAUUUUAAAUCAGUCAUUUAAUGAUCUUAGAAGCGAAAGGCGUGGAAUAUGGUGUUAGCGUCAUACCAUACUAUGUGGGACGCCAGUGAAUGGUCUGUAUUUAGUAACUGCGAUGGUGUGUAGUGUUAUAGCUACCACUUCUUAUUUUGAGCAGUCAUGGAUUUAUUUCCUUUAGGGAUAAUUUCCAGGAAUACAGAGUUGAGCUAUAGGAUUGGAAUUGUCGCCCCAGUGCGUUUCCUUUUGGUUACAUUUAAGGGUCCUCAUGUCUUAAACAGCUUUUACAUAAAUAGAGGAUUCAGUCUACUAUGCCGUGGGACCGAAAGCCCACGUAUAGCGUGGCCGUUAGAGUGAUGCGAAGAGCUUCUCUGAACAUUUACUUGAGAAACAGAAUAAUCUGCUAAUGUUUUUUUUUUUGUAACACAAAUUUAAAAUACUUUUUAAAUGUGAAUAUUGCCUCGAUCUUAAAGGAUCGCAGUGCCUGUAGGUGCCUUAAUGCUCAUGUUAACAUUCAAAUACCCCACAGCUUUGCCAGAGUUUUUCAGUGACCACAAUACCUAUGUUUCAUUUAACCUAUAUGUUUAUACACAUAAACUAUAUGUAUCUUUUUUCUCAACAUACAAUACAACCACAUGUGCCAAUCCGUUCGUACAUUGAUCACACCAUUGCUGAUCCUACGGUUCCAUUAGGCGACAAACAUAAUUCAAGUGUCUUCAGGUAAAUAAUUCAAUGCUAAAAGGUAAAGAAGGUAUUUUGAUGCCUGUAAGUAUCCCCCCCCUUGCUGCGCCUGUGUAUUUGGAGUGGUGCUCAGGCACCUGUUGUUCCACGUCCAAUCACUGCUACGAUUAUUGUGAACUUCUGUAUGCUCCAGCGUAUCUAAUAGUGCAUUGCAUAAGCUGUAAACUUAAUUUCUAUGGCAGUAAAGUUCCUGUACAACUGGCACCAUAUGUGGACAUGCAAUACAUUUCAAUCUGCUGAAAUAGACGAGCACCGCGUAUCUCCACCCCGGAAUCUGUAACUUUAAUAACAACACUUAGGGCCAACCCCUUAUUCUGAUUUUGCGCCAUUUAGGCCCUGAAUUAAUUUUGGCGGUGUAAGGGGAGGGAGUUUUGGGCACAGUUUUAUUACAGGUGUCCCAUUCCUUUCUAAAGCGUGUCUAGACACACCAUAACCAGGACACAUUUCCAAGUGCAUUAUGGGUAAGGACACAGUGGCUAUUUAAUCUAAGCAAGGUUGCAUGAAAAUAACAGGUGCUCGUAUUGUAUCAUCUGAAUGUAAAGUGCGCCUGCUGCCUUCAUACAGCAGAGACAGCCAUUGUGCGCACAGGAAGGACACCUAUCAAUUUAUCACGUCUCAGAAAUUCUGGCUUAUCAGCUUACAAAAUGGCUGCUUCCAGGGUUUUGGGGCGACCGGUGCACAUUAAAGAAGCAUCUUUUCCGAUGCAUUUGUUAAAUAGUUUUCAUUCUAAGAACUUCUUCCAAACGUUAUGAACUAGAUAUUUGGGCCCCAUAUCCAGCAAACCUUGGAGAAUUUGCACGGUGAUACCAACCAAUCAGCUCCUAACUGCCAUUUUCCAAACACAGCCUGUAACAUGGCAGUUAGAGCUGAUUGGCUGGUACUUCAUCACCGUGCAAUUUAUCACUCUUUAAGGCUUGAUAAAUCUCUGCCUUGUACCGGUUUAACAGCACAAACUGGACAUUAAACAGUAAUUUGUUUUGGACGGAGCAUCAGAAGUUAUGUCCCUGCCCAAAAGUUGACUUACGUGGGUCUCCUGACAUCCUGCACAUGCUUGCGGCUGCUCUUCUGGAUCCCACAUCAUCGCAGGCAGUCCAUUGUCCGUGCAUCACUGGAGAGCGCAAUAUACAGUCUACAGGCAACUGGGAGACGCUGACCCCUGGGAACUGGGCUCUGGUUACGUAAACAGCUGGGAUGGGAUGGAACUGGUACAUGGAAUUAUCCUUUAGGUAUCAAUGCUGUUACUACAUUGGCAUCUGGUAUAGAUUAUAUAGGCUCGCCCUGACUGCUGUCUAACGCGACUCCCGCAAGCCAUAGAGAGCCAGCAGUUGCUAACACUGAUUGUACUUUCUGUGUAUAAUUUAAUUUUAAUGACACAGAAUAAACUGUUAUCAGUUACCCAACAAAGGAUAUUAUAGCUUAUUCCCUGGCUCCAUGCCAAAUGGGAAUACCUUAAAUAAUUUUAUUACAGUUUCAGAAGCCUCAAGCCAAACAUUUCCCUGACCACGUGACUUUCUGCCAACGCUGUUAAAGCCAAAAUGGCCGACAUCAUACUGCAUUACUCCGAAGGUAUAAGUGGCAUUCAUGCGUGUUACACAUGCCACAUACAGAUAUUUAUGCCCCCCUAGAGGAAGCAUGAGCUAGGUCAUGUCUGCAUCUACAAAAACAACUGAAGGCUGUAAGAGCCAGCCGUGUGUAGAAAGAUACAGUAGGUAUGUGUUUGUGGUAUUUGUGUAUUUUGCAGGUUAGAGUAUGAUUUUAUGCGUGUGUGUUUAUUGCCCUGCAGACUGAUGUGACAUCCGGUGUUCACCAUCGAUAACAUCACAUGUAUUUCUGUGUAAACAUAAUUGUGAAAAUGUAGAAGCUACUACAAGGUGUAUGAUGUCUAUUUUGUAUUACCAAUAUUGUUAAUUAUUAAAAAUAAAUAAAUGUGACUUUAUAUUUGAAGUGAAAACAACUAUUGUUUUGUAAAGUACCAACUAACCUCCUUCUGCUUAUGGAUUUAUUCUUAUUAUUUUUUUAAGUGGUGUUUUGAUGUAGUAAUCGAAUCUUUAAUCAAAAUGUUUUAAUAAACGUUUCAUUGAAAACCCGGAA